AUGCCAAGCGUCCGUCACGCGGCCAAAGCAGCGCUGGGUGGAGUGCGAGCCCCCGCACUGCUCACCAGCGCGGUCGCCGGUACGGAGGACGUAGCCGCCCCGCUCCGAAGAGCCACCCGGACUAGCUCCACCUCCUCCGUGGCCAUCUCCGCCCCCGCCGCCACCGCCUCCUCCUCCGCUCCCGCCGCCACCGCUGCCGCCGCCUCCGCCGCCACCGCCGCCACCGAAGCCCCCACCCCCGCCACCACUCCCACCACCACCCCCACUCCCUCCGCCUCCUCCACCUCCACCGCCCCCGCCAGCCCCUCCAGCGCCCUUGCCCCCCUUGCCCUUGCCGGUGCGGCGUCCUCCGCUAGGGGGAGACGCAGCGCCGACCGACUUGGUGCCAACGAAGUCGACGGUAGCAGCAGAGGCAACAGAGGGCAAAAGGGGGGAGGGGGAGCACCCCUCAAAGAUAGGGGCAUGCGGGUCACCUCGAGAGGCUCCUAA
Molecule: messenger RNA, 489 nt
Organism: Closterium sp. NIES-65
Lineage: Eukaryota; Viridiplantae; Streptophyta; Zygnematophyceae; Desmidiales; Closteriaceae
Source: the annotation of a GenBank genome assembly